AUGACACCACCACUUGGGUGGGAAAAAAAGUCACUGAGAAGAGUCGGAGGGAUGUCCGAUGCGCUCUCGAUCGCCGCCGAUCUCGGAAUUUCCGUUCAUCAUCCGCCAUCUCAGGAAGAAACCCAGAGUUUAUCGGCGGGUAACGGUGAGAAGGGUGACGACCUCAUAAGGAUCUUGAGAGAAUUGACGGCUGUGAAAAGGAAGACUGCGGAUCUGCAAGUGGAGCUUCAAGGCAGAAAGGUGAAGUGUGAAUUUCAUCUCGCAAAUUCACUUCAAUUUUUAGCUUUUUCGUGUGCGCAUUUGACGCACGUGAGUGAGAUGGAGAAGAAGAUCUGGACAUUAUUUCGAAUCAUGACAAUACUGAAAGAUGUUAUCCAGAACAAGAAUCGGAUUAUAGGUCGCCUCCAGCAACCUUACUCCCUGGACUGCAUACCUGUGGAAGCUGAGUACCAGAAACAAUUUUCAGAACUACUAAUGAAGGCGGCAAGUGAUUAUGGCACCUUAACAGCCUCUGUUGCCGAUUUUCAAUGGAGUCAGAACUUUAAAGAACCAUCUACUGUAUGGGGGGAAAUGCUCCGACCAAUUCCUGUGGCUUUAGCAUCUUGCACUCGGUUUUUCGAAGCUAUGACAGACAUGAGAGAAUCGUUUGCCAAGUUACAAACUCUGAGAAGCCAAGGCAGAGAAAGGGCAAGA
Striga asiatica is the source of this 693-nucleotide messenger RNA. The record is from the annotation of a GenBank genome assembly. NCBI's taxonomy places the organism in Eukaryota, Viridiplantae, Streptophyta, Magnoliopsida, Lamiales, Orobanchaceae.